AUGGAAGCCAACAAGCGGAAGCGAGCCGCCCUGGCUUGCAACUAUUGUCGCAAAAGGAAACGAAAGUGCGAUGGAAAGCAGCCCGUCUGCACGCUCUGCGAGGAGGCCAAUGACUCUCAGUGCGAGUAUCGUGAUACCGAAGAAAAUCGGAAUAUCGCUGCCUUGGAGGAUCAAGUUACAGUUAUCUUGGAUAGGCUAGGAUCGCUCGAGCAAGCUCUCUACAGUCGGACACCCGAUUCUGGGUCUUCAAACCGGCAGUAUUUGGAUGAAUAUCCUAUCGACGCGCAACCUCACGGUGAAAUCUUAGCUUCGGGGCCAGUUCUAUCACCGUCUUAUCAUGAUAUACCCUCAAACAGCUCCCCUGCUUUAGAACGGCCACUGGGGCCAUCAUUUGGGCCCCAAUUUACACCCGCCAGUGAACCCAACCAUGCAAUGUCUAUCCCCCUGGACCACUCCACCACGACCGGGGAACUCCUACGCUCCGCUCCAGCUCGGGCUUUACUGGGACACUACCCUGUUGACAUCUUUCUUCAUGUGGAGUUGGAGCGCAGCAUCCCAGAGUCUCUAGCGCUCAAUCCAACAGUCCCUGCCACAGCCGAUAUCCCAACUAUCUUGGAGGAAGAUGCCGCCAGCUUGGUACAAAGUUUCUUCAUCAAUGUCCAUCCAUUUCAUCCUGUCCUCGAUGAGGCGGGGUUUCACGGCGUUCACAAUAUAGCUUUUGGGCAAGGGCUACAACCUGGCCUUGAAUCGGCCCAUGUAUCAACGGUAUUGGCCCUCGGUUGCGUGUCCAGAGAGACAUACAGUUCCGGCAGCGACCCUUGGGCCCCAGGCUCCCACUUUCUACCCUCUGCAGUUGGGAUCCUCCUCACUCAAGGACUACGACAUUUUGGGAAUAGUUUGCUUUUGCCACAGUCACUGUAUCUGGCGGCAUUAUACUACAGCUUUUUAGCUAGACCAUUGCAGGCCUGGCGAUUAGUGCAUAUGGCAUCCACUGAAAUCCAGCAUUACUGGAUCCGGCAACACGAGUCCCGAAAUCAAUCCAUACUCCGACUCUGUUGGGCCAUCUUUAUUCUCGAAUGUGAUAUUGUGGCCGAGCACCAUCUGCCUCGGAGUGGAAUAGAAAACGUAGUAGAAAAUUUACCACUCCCUCGAUUUGGCACUUCACCAGAGCCAUCCAUGCUCCGCUGGUUAGCCAAUAUUUCCUCUCGUCGCUUACUCAACCGCAUACACUUUGUUCUCUACGAUGGCCUGCAGUCAGGAUCAGAAUGCGUAGACUCUCCCGCUUCUAAUCCAGCUGCUCAGCCUCUUGCCACAUCAAUAUUUAAGAUGUCCAACGAGCUUAAUCAUCAGCUGCAUGCUUGGUUUGAACUCCUCCCAGAUGUUAUUAAAGUGGGAUUUGAGAACGACCACCCGAGCAUUGACGAAGCUGUACUUACUAUGCGCUUUCAUGCCGCUGGAGAUAUCAUCCAUCGGCCAUUUCUACUACAUGUGUGUUCUCUGGCUCCGCAUGCAGCAGUGGAUCGCCGCAUUGUGGAAAAGGCGGAGAAAUGCUUGCAUCACUGUAGAGGAUAUCUACAGGCUGUAAAGCAUGUUGUGCAGACAUCAACCGCGUCAUUAGAAGUAUUUCUCCAUUCCUUGGCCGAUAUUGCCAGAAUACAAGCACAAACUAUCCCCAUUCUUGAGAAAUGGGCCUUCCCCGGAUCUAGCAUUGAGACCAUGCUAUCUAUUGUACGCAUAGUUCGAGCCAAAUGCAUCUGUCGGCCUUGA
Fusarium redolens is the source of this 1767-nucleotide messenger RNA. RefSeq lists its product as uncharacterized. Gene Ontology annotation, biological process: regulation of DNA-templated transcription. The record is from RefSeq and is a predicted model, not a curated record. Bases 1 to 1767 code for a protein of 588 amino acids. The transcript has 6 exons. Gene Ontology annotation, molecular function: zinc ion binding; DNA-binding transcription factor activity, RNA polymerase II-specific. NCBI's taxonomy places the organism in Eukaryota, Fungi, Ascomycota, Sordariomycetes, Hypocreales, Nectriaceae.